Molecule: messenger RNA, 1440 nt
Organism: Akanthomyces muscarius
Lineage: Eukaryota; Fungi; Ascomycota; Sordariomycetes; Hypocreales; Cordycipitaceae
Exons: 2
Coding region: 1-1440 (479 amino acids)
Source: RefSeq, a predicted model, not a curated record
AUGGAGACAUUGCUCACGGCAGCGACCGCCGCGCUGGCUGCUGCUGCGACAUCCACAAGCACGACACCCACUGUUGGUGCGCACAAUGGCAUUGCGCCGGCGGCGGCCAUGCCCACGCCCUUCGACUUUCCAUGCGGCAUCAACUUUCUCAGCAACGAGUUUCACAAGAACAAACACCUGCGCGAUGUAUGCGGCCCGCCCAACUUUGAGAACUACUGGUGGUCUACCAUCGGCUAUUACUCGCCAGCCGUCUGCCCGCGAGGCUACACGGCCGGCUGCUUCCGCUGGAACUCGGACCAAGGCCCUCCUGUCGAGCCGACUGAGACUGCUGUUCAAUGCGUUCCCAGAGGCUACAAGUGCAAAAACAAUGACAUAUCCGCCGCCUUCUCAGGCACCGCGACUGCGCCCAUGAUCCAGAUCCGCUGGGCGUCGACAGAUCUGUCCAGCUUGGCGACACACCCGCUGUAUCCCGGCGCCAACCCAACUAACACGGAGGAGGACUACCUGAUGAAGCAUACACGAAAAGCCAACCUCGAGGGCCGCGCCGCGUCAUCUGGCUACUACCCGAAUGACAGCGGUGGCGGCAGUCCCCCAAGAAGUUCGACCUCAAGGGCAGGCUCUGGCUCCAGUACCGGGUCCGACUCCGGCUCUUCAAGCAGCAAUCGCCCUGAUGGAAACUCGUCGGGCGGCGCCGAUGGCGGUCUUUCCACGGGUGCCAAGGUUGGUAUUGGUCUCGGUGUGUCCCUCGGUGCGAUUUUCGGAUUCACGGUUCUCGGACUCAUCAUCUGGCGCGUGCGGACGGCGACCAAGCGAUCGAAGCAGUUCCAGGCGCCGCAGCAGCCAUACAUGGUGCCAUCGCAGUAUGCGGGUCAGCCGGGCCAAGGACCAUCGUCGGAGCAGUACAAUGGGGGGCAGCAACCGUCGCAUCCACAGCCGGUGUACCAGCAGCAGAGCAUGUAUCCGCAGCAUCAGCAGUACCCCAGCAUGUCUGAAAUGGAUAACAAUACCUCGGCCGCGACUAGCCACUGGGCGGCGAAUAGUGUCAUGCCUCCGCCAGCAGCAGCCGUGGCUGCGGAUCGUAGUAUCGGUGCUGUCACGACGGCUGGCGGUUCCAGUAUCGGCAGCCCACAGUCGCCUCCGUCAGAGCUGGCGGGCGUGCACACGCCGAAUCCCCCGGUCGAGAUGGGCAGCGGCAGCCCUGCCGUGCACCAUGCACAACCCGUGGCUGUGGCCGAGCAGCAACGACCGGCGGCGACGGAUCCGCAGUCGUUUGUGGGCGCACCACCCGAGGAGCCCAGCGCCGAGGAGCUGUCGAGUCUUCGCGAACAGCACUCGCAGCUGGAGCAGCGUCGUCAGCGCAUCUUGGAGCUGGAGCGUAUCGAGCAGGAGCAAGAGGCGCUUCGGGGCAGGAUGAGCCAGAUGCAGGGCGGGCAGAGUUAG